Molecule: messenger RNA, 1668 nt
Organism: Fusarium venenatum
Lineage: Eukaryota; Fungi; Ascomycota; Sordariomycetes; Hypocreales; Nectriaceae
Product: cytochrome P450
Molecular function (GO): heme binding; oxidoreductase activity, acting on paired donors, with incorporation or reduction of molecular oxygen; iron ion binding
Source: RefSeq, a predicted model, not a curated record
AUGACCUCCUUGGGUGAUAUCUUGGCGCAAAUCACCUUUACAAGGGUUAUAAUUUAUGGUAUUUUAUUUUUACUCUUCUCUUUUAUUGUCGACUUGUCCACUCAACCUCGAUAUCCUUCUGAUAUUCCUGUUCUUGGUCACGACUCCAAGAAAUGGUUCUCUAGAAUUCGAAAUAGCCUUGCCUACUUUACUCAACAUCAGGCAUGGAUUGGUGAAGGCUAUGAAAAAUAUGGCAAAAAUGGCCUGCCCUUUAUUGCUCCGUCGCCAAUCUCUCGUCCUCCCGAUGUCAUCCUCCCUAGAUCGCAAAUACCAUGGAUGAUGAACCAGCCCGAUCAUAUCCUUUCCGCAGCUCACGCCCAUGAUAAGAUCCUACACACAGAGUACAACUUUCUCGGCAAGGAACUUCUCAAGGAUACCUUUGCGCAACGCGUUAUGCACAAGUAUCUAGCUCGGCAUCUAUCAUCGCUAGUCCCAGCUGUUCAGGACGAGGUCAACAGUUCUGUCAAGGAUGCUGUCGAGACACUAAUCAAAGCAGCCGCUAAAAAGGAUGCCGGUAACGUUGAUGACCAAGGCUUCACAAAACUCAACAUAUGGGAGCUGUGGCUCGCUAUCGUUCCUCGAGUUACGAAUCGUCUUCUUGUGGGCGAAACAAUAUGCCAUGAUCCAAUCUUUAUACAGUCCAUGGUGCGCUUCACAGAUGACGUUGUCCGCAAUAGCUUCUUGCUACACGCUUUCCCCCAAGUUCUUCACCCUAUUGUCGGCCGUCUCAUCACCAUUCCGAACUACCUUCACUGGCGUGGGGCUACACGCCGUGUACUACCAACCAUCGAACAGCGCUUGAAAGACAUGCGACGCAAAGAAUCCAGCGAUCCUGAGAUGAAGAGCUGGGCACCUCCAGAAGAUUAUAUAACUUGGCAUAUUCGCCUUGCCAUGGCAGAAGGGAACUCUUUUGAGCUCGAUCCAUAUGUCAUCUCUAAGCGUCUUCUGCCUAUAAACUUUGCGGCUAUUCACACAACUGUUCUCACUGGCCAGUCUUGGAUGUUGGAUCUCUGGUCCCUUCCAGCCUCUGAACGCGCUCUUGAUACAAUCCGGGAUGAGCUCGAGGCGAACAAGCCGGCAGAGGGUCACUGGACAAAACAAAAUCUUGGCUCCCUCAUGCGACUCGACUCAUCAUUUCGCGAAUCCCAGCGCCUAAGUAACUUUGCAGCAAAUCUCGUCGAACGACAAGUUAUUGCGCCUGAGGGCCUUCAUAACCCUGAUUACGGGUGGACGUUGCCGCGUGGUGCUUUCGUUACUGUCAAUCUGCAAGGGACACACCAUGAUGAGGAUAUUUACAAAGACGCUAUGAAAUAUUUUCCGUGGCGGUACUCGAAUCCUAGGGAAGCCUGGGAGAUGAAAUCGGCCGAAGAGAAGAAAGAAAACGAGGAGGAAGGGAAGAGAAUAAGAGGUUUGGGGAUGGUGACUACUAGUGAUAUUCACUUGGCUUUUGGUCAUGGUCGGCAUGCAUGUCCGGGACGCUUCUUUGUUGCGCAUGAGCUGAAGCUCAUCGGGGCUGCAUUGCUUCUCGACUACAAUAUCAAGACGAUCGAGGAACGACCAAAGGCACAAUGGAUGGGGGCAACGAUCAUUCCUCCCUUGGAUGCAUGCAUUGAAAUUCGAUCGAAAUAA